Gregarina niphandrodes is the source of this 402-nucleotide messenger RNA. RefSeq lists its product as hypothetical. The record is from RefSeq and is a predicted model, not a curated record. NCBI's taxonomy places the organism in Eukaryota, Apicomplexa, Conoidasida, Eugregarinorida, Gregarinidae. The coding region runs from base 1 to 402 and encodes 133 amino acids. The transcript has a single exon.
AUGUCGUUUGCACUGCAGGAAGAGAUGAUUGGUUUGAUUCACAACCAGUCAACCCUCAUCGACAUCCGGAAGCAACCUACUUUGUCCACGACCGACGGGGAAGAAGACGAACCACCGACGUUCGAGGAGCCGCAGGAGGAGGACCAGCUAGAGCCCCAGGACGUCGCUUUCGUAGACUACCUGUGGCAGCUAAUCAUGUCGCUGCUGCUCGUGCUGCAUACUACUCUUGCGUGUGGUUAUGAUCGCGCCGCAAGGACCUGGGCGCGGGUUCCCUCCAGCCCAACAACGGUAGAUGUAGAGGAAGUCCUUGUCAUGGACGGCGUCAUGGCCUGCACACCCUUCGAUGAUGAUGACGACGAAUACUUCGACCACUUCGCAUCAAUGCACGCGAACCCCGAAUAA